AUGGCGCACCCGACUCGCACACGCAACUCGCACUCGCACUCGGGGACCGCUCGACAACCCGUCGGCAGGCUGCAGUCCACCGUCCCACCCGGAGGCCUGAGGCCUGAGACUAGUCAUCACUCCGGGUCCUAUGGUCUCACUCUGGAUUGA
Molecule: messenger RNA, 150 nt
Organism: Microbotryum saponariae
Lineage: Eukaryota; Fungi; Basidiomycota; Microbotryomycetes; Microbotryales; Microbotryaceae
Source: the annotation of a GenBank genome assembly